UAUUAUUUUAUUAGCAACAAAAUAAUACUGGAAACCGAAAGAUGUUCAUUUCAUUUCCUGCUCGUAUAUCAUACAUAAUAAUAAUUAAAGAAACAAUUGAUUAAUAACCACCCUGGGCACUGGGAGGUUGCAGUGAUUAUAAAUGGAAUGCAGCUGCACUGUCCCCGCCAAAAUCUCUGGCUCUCUCCCAAUCUUACUUUCUCUGUUUCUUUCUUCAUCUCCCAAACUAAAAUAAAAUGAAAUUGUUUUAUUCAGUUUCAUCGUUUUUCUUUCUGGUCACAAGUGCUAGAUAAGGUUGGUUCGUUCCCCAAGAUAGACAGAAAGAGAGUUCAUUCAUACAUAAAUACAUACAUGCAAAUGCAUUAAAAGAUUGUGUUUAGCUUAUACUAAUCAAAUUAUCCAAUCUGUUUCAGAAAGACCGCAGCUUCUCCUUAGGCAUUUCUGCUUAUGAAACCUCUUGUUUUUGUCUCUCCAACUCCACCUUUAAGGUUGCCGCCGUAAUUGGUAUUUUCAAUUUUCUUACUGCUUCUUCCUUCCUUCCUUAAUUUCCUUCUUUCUUGGCCUUUUCUUGGGAGGGUUUGAUUGGCUGGCUUGGUGCCUCCAUACCAAAGGAAUAUCAUCAUGUCAGCUUUCAUAGCAAGAACAGGGAGACACCGCCAACGGUAUGAUGAGAAUAACUUUCGACUUGUUUCUGGAUGUAUUCCCUACAGGCUGACAAAGGACGAUAAAGAUGUUGACAAGGAAAACAGGAUAGAAGUUCUCAUGGUCUCUUCACCAAAUCGUAGUGAUUUAGUCUUUCCAAAGGGUGGAUGGGAGGAUGACGAGACUGUUGUAGAAGCAGCAUGUCGGGAAGCCUUAGAAGAAGCAGGAGUAAGAGGAAUACUAAGAGAAAUUCCUCUAGGAGUUUGGGAGUUUAGAAGCAAGAGCAGGCAGGACCUUUGCAGUCUGGAAGGAAGCUGCAGAGGAUUCAUGUUUGCAUUAGAGGUGACCGAGGAGCUUGACAUCUGGCCGGAGCAGAAAGACCGAGAUAGGAUUUGGUUAAAUGUAAAAGAAGCCUUGGGUCUCUGCCGGUAUGACUGGAUGCGUAAGGCACUGGAGGAGUUUCUGAGAGUUAUAGAAGAAGAUGAAGAACUGAAGCUGAAGGAGGAGAUAGUUGUGUCCCCAUCCAUCCCAGUAUCUGAUGUUGGGGCAGACUGUCAAAUUAUGGCUGCAAAUUGCUAUGUAAAACCUUCCAAGCAUCAUGCUUUGAGAGUGCUAUAAGCUCACCCUGGCACAUUCCUCUCAAAAAGGUUGCCAGUUUGCCACUGACACGAGACAUUAUAAUGUAGUUAUUCUCUGCCUCUUUACUAAGAGGGCGGAGCUAGGCUUUCUAUAACUCUAUUAUGUCUAUGACUUCUUCAGAUUUUAACAGGGCAAAAUUUUCCGAAGCGACAUAUAUUCUGGUUUAGAAUCUUUAGUCAUAACUCAGUAGUGAAAUCUUGUUCAUUACUAGGCUUCGGUUUAUGUUGAUUUUAGGAAAUUUCGUGCGAGUUGGUCUUUAAGCCACGCGGAUGACAAAGAGGCUACCUCUCAUAUAAGAAAGACUUCAUGA
Molecule: messenger RNA, 1591 nt
Organism: Durio zibethinus
Lineage: Eukaryota; Viridiplantae; Streptophyta; Magnoliopsida; Malvales; Malvaceae
Source: RefSeq, a predicted model, not a curated record